UCACAAGAAAAGAAAACCAAAGUAACAAACAAAUAAUAGUGUCCCAAAGAAAGUGUAGUUAUUACUUCAUUACCAGCACCAACUAUUUGUGAAAUGGCUUCAAAGAGUGCUCUUCUCAUUGCCCUCAACAUUCUCUUCUUCACAGUUGUAACCUCAAACUACGUGCCAUGUCCACCACCACCAACCAAAAGCCACAACCACAAACCGCCAUCCACAAAGCCCCCCUCACAACCCAAAUGCCCAAGAGACACGCUCAAGUUCGGCGUGUGCGCCGACGUGUUGGGUUUGGUGAACGUUCAGCUUGGAAAUCCAGCAAAGACACCAUGCUGCUCCCUCAUUAAUGGCCUCGUUGAUCUUGAAGCCGCUCUUUGCCUUUGCACCGCUCUUAAAGCCAAUUUGCUUGGUAUCAACCUUAACAUUCCAAUCAGCUUGAGCUUGAUUCUCAACUACUGUGGAAAAGGUGUCCCUAACGGAUUCGUCUGCCCUUAAAUUAUGGUUCUUAAUUAAACUGCUAUUGCCAUACUUAAGAGUGAAUGAAUGGCAAUGGCACUUCACAUACAUGUGUGUCUCUCAAAGUUCUAUACAGUUUUUACUUUUGUUGUUCUGAUUGGCACGUGCCUUGCUUGUGCUAAUUGAUACUUCCAUGUUCAAUCAAUACUUUAGAUAUGUUAGUGAUUAUUACUGUUAUUGUUGUAUUACACGUAAGUGAAAUU
This is a messenger RNA of Arachis duranensis, 713 nucleotides long. RefSeq names its product 14 kDa proline-rich protein DC2.15. The transcript has a single exon. Bases 94 to 489 code for a protein of 131 amino acids. NCBI's taxonomy places the organism in Eukaryota, Viridiplantae, Streptophyta, Magnoliopsida, Fabales, Fabaceae. The record is from RefSeq and is a predicted model, not a curated record.